GAAAUUUAUUUUUUUUUAAAAAAAGCACAUAUCCAAAAGCCACACGAGUCCCCAUAUCCAUAGUCCCUAAGCCAAAGGAGGUCCUAUCAAGCUUCAUCCUCAGCUUCAUACUUCAUUCCUCCUUUUCAGAUCCUGAAAGAAGAAACCAAAUACCAUUUCAUUUACUAUUUGACCUUUUACUUUCUUUCAGAUUUUCAGUGAAGAAAUGGCAUCCGCCAUGGCCAAACCCAAAACUCAGAGAAAGCUCAGCAGACAUACCCACGAAAACCAGAAACCAAAUCCACAGAAGGCAGAGAAGCCGCCGUCUUGGGCAGUUGUGAGAGGCAUAUUAAGUUGCAAAUACCUGCAGCCUCAGCAGCAACAACAUCAAUUACCACGCAAAGAGAAACAGGAGCAAGCAACAGAAGAAAAUGGCAAGAACUGUAAGAAAAUGAGGUGUUCAGGUUCACUCUGUAGCAACACCAAGGUAACACACAGGCUUGAGGCAGCUGCAUCCCCUGAAGUUCACAAGAAAAGGGUAUUAACUUCAAUGGGUUCAAGAAACAAUGAAUCUUCAAGUUCGAAUAGAUCCACCAAAACUCUUGUUUUGAAUGAACAAACAACUGGUGUUUUAUCAGCCACGUCUUCAUCUUUAUCUGCAUCAUCUUCUUCUUCAAAUUCCUCCAACGGAGCAUCUUUCAGGGGAAUGCCUUUCAGAAGGUUCUACGGCUGUUAUGAAUGUAAAAUGGUGAUUGACCCUGUUAUUGGGAUGACUAGAGAUCCUUCUCUUAGAGCGACCAUUUGCCCUUGUCCUCAAUGUGGUGAGAUUUUCAUGAAACCUGAAACUUUGGAGCUUCACCAGACUGUUAGACAUGCCGUAUCUGAGCUUGGUCCUGAAGACACGAGCAAGAACAUAGUGGAAAUCAUAUUCCAGUCGAGUUGGCUGAAAAAGCAAACCCCAAUUUGCAAAAUUGAAAGGAUUCUCAAAGUCCAGAACACUCCAAAAACCAUCUCGAAAUUCGAGGAAUACAGGGACUCCAUAAAAGCCAAAGCUACCAAACUUCCAAAGAAGUACCCACGUUGUAUAGCAGACGGUAACGAACUCCUAAGGUUCCACUGCACCACCUUGAACUGUUCAUUGGGUUUCAAUGGCUCUUCCAACCUCUGCAGUUCAAUCCCACAAUGCAAUGUCUGUAGCAUAAUCAAGAAUGGGUUCAAGGUGGCGGCAGAGGCAACCGGGGGGGACUCUGGAAAGGGAAUUCUAACUACUGCUACAAGUGGAAAGGCUCACGAUAGUGUCGGAGUAUCAUCAGACGGCGGCGACGACAAAAGAGCUAUGCUGGUUUGCCGGGUAAUAGCUGGGAGAGUGAAGAAGAGUCCAGAAGGCAGCAUGGAAGAUUACGACUCAUUGGCCGGAGCAGCAGGCAUGUAUUCCAAUUUGGAUGAGUUGUAUGUGUUCAGUCCCAAGGCAAUAUUGCCUUGUUUUGUUGUUAUUUAUGGAGGUUUUUAACUUUUAGCUGCAAUUAACGGCUUUUUGUUGGGCAAGAGUUUGUUUGAUUGCCUCUGGAAAGAUGUUGAAUUUUAAUGGAAUUGUAUUGUGUUUCUUGUAAA
Cucumis melo (muskmelon) is the source of this 1590-nucleotide messenger RNA. RefSeq lists its product as uncharacterized. The coding region runs from base 206 to 1489 and encodes 427 amino acids. The record is from RefSeq and is a predicted model, not a curated record. NCBI's taxonomy places the organism in Eukaryota, Viridiplantae, Streptophyta, Magnoliopsida, Cucurbitales, Cucurbitaceae. The transcript is spliced from 2 exons.